AUGUCUGGCCGUGGCAAAGUUUCAGGAAGUGGUAAAGCUCGUGCGAAAGCUAAAACACGCUCGUCAAGAGCUGGUCUUCAAUUUCCAGUGGGUCGUAUUCAUCGUUUACUUCGUCAUGGAAAUUUUGCUGAACGUAUCGGUGGUGGAGCUCCAAUUUAUUUAGCUGCAGUUCUUGAAUAUCUUUCGGCGGAAAUUCUUGAAUUAGCUGGUAAUGCAGCACGUGAUAAUAAAAAAACUCGUAUUAUACCACGUCAUCUUCAAUUAGCUAUACGAAAUGAUGAAGAACUUAAUACAUUACUAUCGGGAGUGACAAUUUCACAAGGUGGUGUUUUGCCAAACAUUCCAGAAGCCUUGUUACCUAAGAGAACAACUGAAGGUGGUAGUUCAUCAACAACGCAAAAUGAUUCAUCAAAAAGAACUUCGUCAAAAUCGAGUGGUGAAAACAAAUCAUCAUAA
Molecule: messenger RNA, 456 nt
Organism: Rotaria sordida
Lineage: Eukaryota; Metazoa; Rotifera; Eurotatoria; Philodinida; Philodinidae
Source: the annotation of a GenBank genome assembly